UCCUCUAAAUGCAGCCGCUGAAAGGAAGCAAAAUGUCUUCCUGUAAAAAUCGGCUAAAGCACCCGGUGGAUAUAUUGUUUUACAGCAGAACCGAGAGCGAGGGUGAAACUGUAAACACGCGUUGAGUCUGACGUCUACUUUGGACACGAAUGCAAGCAGGAAGACAGGUGGUGUUUUCCCAGCUUCCCGCCCACUCUGCGAAGGAGUUAGGAGGUGGGUUUUUGAGCAGGCAGCCGGACUUUGGAGUAUAUAACUUUUUAAAAAGAACCGUGAGUGGUGGUAGCCAGACUUGCACAGAUCCUUGCAGAGAUUUAAGAUAUUUGCGGUGUGUGAAGGUGAGUCUACAUUUUGGCCUACUGCUAAUGGUACUAAUGCGUUUCUUCUUGUUGUUUUGCAGUCUUUCUUCUUCCUCCAACUUGUUAAUGGUAUAAUCCGCCUCUACAAUUUUACCGCUUGUAGUUUAAAGUAAAACAUUUAACGAACACUUAAUAGCAACCUGGUUUCAGAAAGUCCCAGAUUCGUAUUUGUUUUUCUGUUUAGCUUUCGGUUGUGCUGUUGUUCAGAUAAGGGAAGUUAAAUAUCUCCAUACGGGUUAUAUGGAGCUACCUACUAUUAUUUAUUCCAAUUUAACAACAGACUAAAAAAAAUAUUUGCCAUCUUAGUUGAAAUUAAUGAUUAUUGUGCCGACUACUUUCUUGCUACAUUUAUUAAUUUGAAGGUCUAAAAUUGUUACAAAUGUUUACAUUUUUCUCAGUUUUGUUCAGUUUUGUUUUGUUUGUUACAAUUGAGAAGAUGAUACCAUCCAUUGUCAGGUCAUUUGGAUUGAAAUCGUAUCCUUCAAAAGUGUUAAGGAUGUGUUGUAUAUGUGGUGUUGUGUUUCACCUUUCAGAGUCCAACAUGGAAACAGAGAAAGAAAAACAAAGGCCUCCACACAGCCAGUUGAUUUCCGUGCCUCCCAAGGAUACAGUCCGUCUCCUGGAGGUAUACGUAAAACGUAGCCUCAGCCUAAAUGAUGGCACUCAUGGGCUUAAAGUGGCUGGGAGGAAAGAAAAAUGGGUGACAGUGCCAAAAAGACAAAGACAUCAUUCCAGCGACCCUUCCCUUCACUUGGCCCCUUCACUUGAGAAUGUGGAUGGCAAAGAAAUUGAUAUGUUCUCUCCGGUCGAACAUGUAGCAAACCAAACCGAGAAAUGUCCCGAAGAACCAGAGAAACCGACAAAAAAAUCAAAGAAGAUCAAGAAAACCUCAUUUUGGAAAAAUAUAAUUGGCUUUUUCACCCGGAAGGACAAUGAGGAUAAAGACGAUGAGCAGGACAGUCCACCAGACAAGUCCAAGUCCUCUGAGACAGUAACUAACUGCUUGCCCAUUACACCAGUCACUUUACCAAAGAAGUCAACAAGAAAAAAGUCCCUAAGAAGAAGAUUCUCAAAAAGGCAGCCAUCUCUGACAAAACCAAACAAACCUGCUGACAUCACUGGAGUUGAAGCUGUUGUCAGUGUAACACCAACAUACUCUUAUUAUGAGAAGGUGUCAGAGGAACUGGAAAAAAUUGUCCAUGAGGUCAAAGAAAAAGAAGAGGUUGCACCACUUUCAGAUGAGGAAGUAAUUAACAGGAUCAUUGCUCUGAUGAAGGAACAGGGUGAUGCCAUAGAUGUCAAGAUGAAAGAUAACCCCACCCUGAGCUCCUUCUUUCAGCAGAUGACAUACUCUUCCUUCCAAAAGCUUGCUGAUGCAUAUGUUGAGAAAGAAGGUUCAUCGACCCAAAAACCUCCAACUGUCUUACCAACAGCACCUGAGCUGGUCAAACUGGCUUUCACACUCGACUUCACGGCCAGGAUAGCCGGACUCUCCAAACAGAAUGUAGGCCACAUUACUGGUCUGGGAAACCGUUAUCUACAGGACCGAUUUGAAUACAGACAGGCAUGCACAGAUCAUCCAUGGUCUGACAGUGAUGACUGAGAAGCAGCCAAGCAGAAACAUAGCUGCACAUUAAAUUUUGACAACCCCUCUUAGCACUGUAGAUGUGGUUAAGGAUGCAUUGCACACCUGAGUUCCUUUUUACAAAGGGGCUAGCUAAGAAAUGCUGUAAGCCUGCAAAGAGACACAUGCUGUAAUCUAUGUUAUGUUUUCUUAAUAUUGUUUUUGAGUGCAUGUUAAACUAUAAAAUCGCAACAGAACGACUGCUGAGAAAACUGUUUGGAUGUUGUUUGAGUGCAUGAGUGUUGUCUUUCACAUUAAGGUUCAACUGAGAUAUA
Molecule: messenger RNA, 2255 nt
Organism: Haplochromis burtoni (Burton's mouthbrooder)
Lineage: Eukaryota; Metazoa; Chordata; Actinopteri; Cichliformes; Cichlidae
Exons: 5
Coding region: 736-1959 (407 amino acids)
Source: RefSeq, a predicted model, not a curated record